AAUGCUGAUCCAAAUGAACGCCGUCCUUUAACAUUAGAUCAAAUUAAGAAGAAUCUCGAAAAAAGAAGAUAUCGUCGUUUAGAUCGAUUUCAACAAGACAUGUUUGAUGUUUUUGAAAGAACUCGACGCAAUACUCGUGUUGAUUCUCAAGCGUUCGAAGAUUCAGUUGAAUUACAAUUAUACUUUAUUCGCUUGCGGAAUGAACUUUGUCGGAAUGGUGAAGUACUGAUAUCUAGUGCAUUAAAUUUUACAGAAAUAAAUUUAAACGCUCAAGACGAUGCAUUAAAAUUGGAGAAACUACCUUUUGAAAAUCAAGAAACCGAUGCAGAAGCUAAAGGUGAGGAUAAAGAGGCUGAUCCUAGUGGAGGAGCUCCAGUUGAAAGUAUUCCUGAAGUAUCAUUAAACGACCAAGUUUAUCGACCUGGUGAUUUUGUUUAUAUUGAAUCAAGAGAGAAAGGUCCCCAUAUAAUGAAUAUUUCAAAACUUUGGCGUGAUCCAGCUGGCCAGUUAUGGAUCUAUGGAUGUUGGUUUUAUCGUCCUUAUGAAACUUAUCAUAUUGCUUCAAAAAAGUUCUUAGAAAAAGAAGUCUUCAAAAGUGAUAGUUACAAUAAUGCACCUCUGUCUCAAGUUGCGGGAAAGUGUUUCAUCAUGUUCGUGAAAGACUACUUUAAACUUAAACCGGAAGGCUUUGAGGAUUGUGAUGUUUACGUAUGUGAAUCUCGAUACUUUACUCGAACCAAAACUCUUAAGAAGAUCAAAGUUUGGCCUUACUUCAAUGACCAUUCAUUAAUACCCAGAGAGCAACACUUACCCAUGAUCCGAGUACCUUUAGUCAUAGCUAGAACCGAAUCUAUGCCCGAGUGAACCAAUAGCAAAGAA
Molecule: messenger RNA, 879 nt
Organism: Tetranychus urticae (two-spotted spider mite)
Lineage: Eukaryota; Metazoa; Arthropoda; Arachnida; Trombidiformes; Tetranychidae
Product: protein polybromo-1-like
Biological process (GO): transcription elongation by RNA polymerase II; chromatin remodeling
Cellular component (GO): RSC-type complex; SWI/SNF complex
Molecular function (GO): protein binding; chromatin binding
Source: RefSeq, a predicted model, not a curated record